This is a messenger RNA of Symbiodinium necroappetens, 399 nucleotides long. The record is from the annotation of a GenBank genome assembly. NCBI's taxonomy places the organism in Eukaryota, Dinophyceae, Suessiales, Symbiodiniaceae.
AUGUUACGCUUCAAGGAGAUCGAAGCUGUGCUGGCAAAAGCGCUAACUGAUGGUGUAGCGAACAUCAUGAUCACUGACGAGGGUGGUGGCGUCAUUGCAUCUGCCAGACCCAAGCAGGUCGAGAGCUCUGGAGUGGCGGUGAUCUCAAGUGCCGUUGGUGAAUUCAAACUGGCUGCCGAGUACAUCUCUCCAGACAUGGCCCCUACCUUUGAGGAUGCCUUGUUUACGUGCGACAAUGCGAUGGUGGCUUGCACAACGUUCCUGUGUCCAGGCUGCUGUUGUUUGACGCCCUACCGGUCGGAAGCAAAUGAACUCCCGUUGGAAAUGUCUCUGCUUGGAGCUGGAAUUUUGAGGUUCUCAUGUAAUCUGGAGACAUUCAAUCAAAGCCUCGCGUGGUGA